AUGAAACCACAAGUGAUACAUUCCUUUAUCACUUGCAAGGUUAGUUCACUCUCUUUCCAUGUCAGUUUUGUUUAUGGCUUCCACUCAAUAGUUAGUAGGAGGCCAUUAUGGAAUAACUUGAUGGAAACGACGGAAUUGCAUUCUACCCCGUGGCUGCUUGUUGGGGACUUCAAUAGCCUGUUGAGAAUUGAUGAGAAAUGGUUUGGGGCAGAGGUUAGUGCGUAUGAAGUGAAUGAUUUUAUGGAUUGCUGCCAAUAUAUUAUAUCGGACUCACUGAUUUGCAAUCUGUCGGGUGGUUUUUCACUUGGAGCAACAACAGAGUGUGGUGUAAGCUGGAUAGGGCCUUGCGCGUAA
This is a messenger RNA of Salvia miltiorrhiza (redroot sage), 354 nucleotides long. NCBI's taxonomy places the organism in Eukaryota, Viridiplantae, Streptophyta, Magnoliopsida, Lamiales, Lamiaceae. The record is from the annotation of a RefSeq genome assembly.